UCGGAUCACUUGAGAGCUGUUGGACAAGAAGUGAGGUACAUUUACUUUCAGAGCUCGUGAAGGAAAAGUUGAUGAAAUAUCUGGGAGCAACAAUGAUCGGGAAAUCUUACUUCCUUCUGUCACUUCUCCAAGCUGGACUGGCACAAGACUGGAAACUCCACGGUCCACGUGAGGUGACAGCGCAGGAAGGUUCCUGUGCUCAGAUUCCAUGUCGUUACAGUUACCCUUCACAUGUGUCAAACCAACCACGAAUUGGAAUCUGGAACAAAGAGGGAGGAUCUGGAACAUCAUUGAUAGCUUUUCACUCCAACCAUCAUGAGAAAGAGUCCCAACAGUUCCAAAGUAGGACAUGGCUGUCUGGAGACCUGAAAAAUGGGGACUGUUCUCUGAUUAUAAACACCAUCAAGAGGGAAGAUGCAGGAUCUUAUCACUUUAGAAUAGAAUUUGACAAAGUGAAUAGUUACAGCUACUUUCCAAGAACCCAGCUUCACAUUUCUGAUUUCACGGAUAAACCCACGGUAGCCCCUGUGGAAAUUAUCGCAGGAAAGCGUGUGAGGCUAAACUGCAUCUUCAACACAACAUGCACUGGAACCGCUCCUGCCUUAACCUGGGACACUCCCACUGCCGUACAUGGAUCAGUCUCAAACACUGUAACUCAGCAUGGUGCCACUCUGACCUAUACUUCUGUUCUGGCCCUGACACCAUCACUCAGAGACCAGGGGCAAACUCUCACUUGCAGACUGAGUUAUCCAACUGUUUCUUCAGAGCAGAUGCACAUACUCACAGUGCAAUCCAUUUCUUCACAUCGAUGGAAAGCAGGAUUGCUUGGAGCUGGAAUCAUUUUAAGCGUUGGACUGAGUGGAUUAUUCAUCUUCAAGUGUGUGAAAAAAGCAAAAAGCACAGGAAGAGACCAAACAGCAUGUCAGCAAGUCAGUAGAGACACUCCAGGGAAGCAGUGGGACAGGUCCAGGGAGAGAAUGGGCAUGAAACAAGAAACUAAAACUAAGCAUUCUGCCAAUGAACAUGAAGAUCCUACUUAUGAAAACUGUGAGAUAGAUUGGGCUUUGAGAAACCAGAAGAAGAAAUUUGAGGAAAUAACACUGAAUCAUAAUAUUCAUGUACACCAAGAAGACAAUAUCUAUGCAAACUGUAACUUUGAUGAGGAGGCCAUGUAUGGGAAUGUUUAAACUAAGCAAGAUUGAGAAACACUCAGUGUGAGGACAACACCGAAUGACAGAAUCUUUCAAACUCGAACCAAAAAUCCACAGGAAUGAUCCCCGAGAACCAAUUUGAAAUUUCUUGAUAUCAUGUGUGAGAGUUUCUUGAAGAGCCCUCUUGAUGAAACCUAUACUUCAGAGAAAGCAGGAUCAGAGCAGAUUUAGAUGAAGUCAGUCUCAAGCGCCAAUGCUUCGCAGUACAGAAGUCUUGCCAUAUUUGUUGAACGAUUAUAACUGUUCCCAUUUUUAUUGUCAGCCUUGGUAAUAUAGUAAAUGGAACAAUAAUCUAGAAA
Molecule: messenger RNA, 1510 nt
Organism: Stegostoma tigrinum
Lineage: Eukaryota; Metazoa; Chordata; Chondrichthyes; Orectolobiformes; Stegostomatidae
Product: myeloid cell surface antigen CD33-like
Exons: 9
Coding region: 72-1187 (371 amino acids)
Source: RefSeq, a predicted model, not a curated record